Messenger RNA from Paralichthys olivaceus (Japanese flounder), 847 nucleotides. NCBI's taxonomy places the organism in Eukaryota, Metazoa, Chordata, Actinopteri, Pleuronectiformes, Paralichthyidae. The record is from RefSeq and is a predicted model, not a curated record.
UGUCAGGACGAUGAAAGGCGGGAACACUUGGAGGUGUGCGCAGAGGGCGGGGUCAUCGUCCAGCAGCUGGCCCGGAGGAUCGUAGAGGACGGCGGGGCGGCGCUGAUCGCCGACUACGGCCACGACGGAACCAAGACGGACACGUUCAGAGGUUUUAAAGGUCAGCAGCUCCACGACGUCCUGGCCUCCCCCGGCUCGGCCGACCUCACUGCCGACGUUGACUUCAGCUACCUGCGGAGGAUGGCUGGAGGGGGCGUGGCCUGUUUGGGACCUGUCACUCAGAGGACGUUCCUGAAGAACAUGGGCAUCGACACACGAAUGCAGGUUCUGCUGAGGAACUGCAGUGACCCGUCCACCAGGAAGCAGCUGAUCAGCAGCUACGACAUGCUGACCAACCCCGCCAAGAUGGGCGAGCGCUUCCACUUCUUCAGCCUGCUGCACCACAGCCGCCUCGCCAAACCCAAGAGAGCGACGGGGAUGAAGCUGGAGAAGACGAGCCCGGCGCCGCUGCCCGUGGCCGGAUUCACUGAGCUCAGCUUCUCCUAGAGCGUCAGAAACUUCUGGAAACAACUGGAAACUUGUCAGAUCUUUUCUAGUCAAGUAAGUGAGGGAGCUGAAACAGACUUUACAGAAGAUCUAAGAUUUCUGGAUUCCGUAAUAUCCACUGUUCACCAGUGCAGCUGCAGGGGGCGCUGUUGCCCAGUAAUACUCACAUGUUGCUUUACAUGUGUCUGGAAUCUAGAGAAGAAGCAGAAUAUUGUUGUUCUCGACCAGAUUGAAAUUAUCUGAACUUAAAACUUUUCUGUUCAAGUCGGUUGUAAAAAGCAUUUUAAGGUAAAAGUUCAAA